Molecule: messenger RNA, 3858 nt
Organism: Prorocentrum cordatum
Lineage: Eukaryota; Dinophyceae; Prorocentrales; Prorocentraceae
Source: the annotation of a GenBank genome assembly
AUGCGGUCCGCGCUGCUGCUGCUCACGCUCGCGUCGGUGCAGGCCGCCGACCACGCCGAGACCAACACCCGCUCGUGCUUCGUGGGCUGCUGGAACCCGCACAACCUCAUCGGCGCCUUCCGCCUGGACGAGGUCAGUUCCGUCCUCCGCUCGGUCGGCGUGGCCGCCCUGCCUGGCACGGGGGUGAAGGCCUGGCAGAACGAGGCACAUCACGCGGCCAACGCCGCGCACCACCACGUUUUACAAUUCGGCUGGCAGAGGGGGCUCAUCACGAAGGCCUGCGGCUGCGCCAUCACGAUCACCCAAAAAUGGUUCGGGAAGAACGCCCUGCGGAGGAUCAUCACCCCGCCAGCGUCGCUGCGCGGGCGAGGCGGCCUGGCCUACGUAUGCUCGGGACCUGUGAUGAUCGCGAUCAUGGCGGGUUCGGCGGCGGUGCACCGCGACACGUGCACACAGCUGCUGAAGUGGGCCCAGGCGGAGUACGCGGCCAUUCCACAGCGCUACACAUCGAUGGUACGCAUGGACCUCAAUGGCGGCCUCAAUUUCUCAGGGCACUCCGACGCUGUGGGCUGUCACGGCACGCCUGUGGAGUCCCCCAUUGCGCAGCGCCUGCACGAGUGGAUGGAGACCGUCGGCUUGUGCGCGAUCAACACGUUCUUCCCGUGCGGCAAUACCUUCGAGGGCAACUCUGGGGCCAGCCAGGUCGACUACAUCCUCAUCCCCACGGCGGCCCGCCCGCCGGUUAGUUGGGCGGCCGCGUGGAGGCGGGCUGCGCAGGAAGGGCGGGCGAUGGCAGCGGUACUCGACCACAUCCCGAUUGUGAUGAAGAUGAAGAUGGUGCCGCCGAUCGAUCUCACCCCGCUGCGCGAGAGGUGGGACCACACUAAGCUCCGCGCGGAAACGCUGGUCAAGCGGAAAUGGGGCCUGUUGAAGGCUAGGCGGGCGCUCCUGUCCUCGGUCCGCGCGCGGGACGUUGCGGACGAGACCGCUGUGGAGGGCGCCGCGAGCUACACCCAACAGAUCAAGGCAUAUUCGGAGGCGCUGACGAGCCACAGCAAGCACAUGCUGGAGGCCCGCCAGGUGCACGCGGAGGGCGAGCUAGCUGAAGCGUGGCAACGGCGGGACAUGGCGGCGGCCCCCAGGCUGGCGGGGUCGCUCGCUAGGUGGUACGCCCCAGUUGAGCUGUUCAAGAUCCUCAUCAACCCCGCGUCGAUCAGCAUGCCGAGUGACUGCUGGGAGAAGACGGACCAGCUGGUGCACCGGGCCAAGUGCGGCGGGGCGGCCUACAGGCUCCUCCGCCUCGCGGUGCACCUCAGGAGGACGGGCCCCCUCCCAACUCAGGCCUCGCUGUCCCGCGGCUUCGCGCUCGACGAGAAGAGCGGGAAGCCAGGGCCUGCUGGGCGGCGGCCGCUCCACGCCGCGUGCCCUUGGUGGAGGGCUUACGCGCGCGGCCAACUCAUGCGAGGUGGCCCCUGUCGCCCCCCGCCCUGGGCCUUCGCGUGCCGCGGUCGGAGGCGCGAGCACCUGAUGACCUGCACCGAGAUCAUGGCAUGGAAAGGCGCGCGGGGGGGCCAGCCGAUGUUGCGCGGGAGCUACGACGCGACGAACGCCUUCGCCCGCGGGUCGAAGACCGAGCUGGAGGUGGGCAUUCGCGAGAGGCUGGAGACGGGCCCCGAGCUCGAGGAGAGGGGCAUCGCCUUCGCCACGCACAUCACGAGCACCAGGCGCCCCAGGCUCACGGUGGCGCUGGACGCCGCCGAUGAGCGCCUGGCCGCGCGCAGCGGCAGCGGGGGGUUCAUGGGCGACGCGUCGGGGCCUGAGAUUUGCAUGCAGAACUACCGCCAUGCUGUUGGGGCGUGGGUCGACUUCGAGCGCCGCCAGGACAACGGCGACACCGCCAUCACGUUCGGGCGCUUCGAGGCUGUGGGCGCGAUCGCGGGCGCCUUCAUGGGCGACGCCUUCAAGACACUGCUGAUCCCCAACACGGUGUGUUCCCCAGCGGCCGUGGCCAGGGCAUCCCUGGCCAAUGACCUCUACCUCGACCAGGCUUUGGCGGCGAGAGGCCACGCGCAGAAUCGAAAGAAGCAGGAUGUCGCCCCCGCCCUGGGGUCGAGGCAGCUCACCCGCCUGACGACGGAGUCGCUCUUGGCGUCGGGCUGUCACGCUGGCUACGGGCUGAAGCACUUGGGCGCCUGGCUCAACGCGGUCAACAGCAACGCGUCGGAGCUGAAGGCCAGGAUCCAGGCGAUCGACCGCGGCUGGAUGACGGUGGAGGUCUUCUGGUACCCCCGCGCCCCCCGACGCGCGAAGAGGCCCAUGUUCAUCUCCCUCGUGUCGGGCGCGGCGCUGUCGGGCACCGCUGCUAUGUGCUGGAAGCUCCGCUCCUUGAUGGGCGGCGCGGCGACGGAGACGGACCACGCGCGCACGCUCACCACGAGGGGCGUCUACCGCUAUUGGCAGCUGGUGCCAUUCGCGCUGGGGGCCACGAUCCAGCGCCUGAAGAUGUGGCAGAGCAUCCUGAGGAACCCUGGGAACCACUCGUCCUUCCUGUCGGUCUUCGCUGGCUCCAUGAAGUGGGAACUGGAGGCCGAGUGCGCGUGCCCACCGGCCCUUGCACCGUCGGGCGAGAUCAACGACCACCCUGGUGUCCACCCGUGGGCGGCACAGCUGAGGCGUGAUCUUCAGAUUGUCGUGGGCCACCCAGAGGCGGAGAGUUUUGCGACGUAUUGGGGCGGCGACGUCUACGAGCUGGCCUGUGCCCGCGAGGUCACCGACCUGUUCCUGGCCUUCGACCCCCGCGCCUUGAGGACUGCCUUCAUGUCGACGGCCUGGCGGCCGUCUGAUGCACUGGCGGAUUCAGUGACCGCAGAGGCCGAUGACGAAGACACGCGGGAGAAUCCUGCCCCCGCUUUCUGCUGCAACAUCGCCUUGGGGGAUGGUGAGAGGCGCGGGGCGUCCUUCAAGACACGGCCCGCGCUCGUCGCGCACGUCGCGCAGAGCCAGAGGGAGGGGCACGGAGCUAUGAGCAUCUUCCACAUCAUCACGCCCACGAACGCGUGCAUCAACUGCGGCACGGCGUACCAAACUCGCACAGAAGCUGUGCGGCACAGAUCUCGGUCGUGGCGCGCUGGCAGGUGCAUCAGAAAUAACGCGCCAUAUGCAUGCACGUUCGACAUGCCGAAAGAGCUGCACUGCACGAUCUACGACAUCACGCUGUCGUCGUACCCUGCCCUCAGCAGCCACUUGUGCCCCCACCUGCCGCUGGCGCAGGGAGGCAACCCAGCUUCCGUCGUGGAGCCCCGGCCGCCCCGCCCACCGCCCGCGCAGCCACGGCGGCCAGCGAUGGCCAUCCCUGGUGCUGGUGGGCGGGCCCGUGGCAGCGAGCGCCGCGCGCUGCCGAGCGUCCUGGUCCAGGGCGACGUCCUGCGUCUACUCCUGCGGCGGCAGGACCGCAAGAAGCAGGAGGUGAAGGGCGGUGGAGGUCUCGCUCGAGGAACAGCAGGGUCCGAGGGCCCUGCGCCCAAGCCGAGGGGGGCUCGCCGCGGGGGUCGGCGCCGCGGCGCGGCCGACAAGGAGAGGAAGCUGACCACGAAGGAUGGCGGCCUCCGCGAGCUCCUCCUGUUGCUGACGACGCAGAUCACGGCGCUCACGCAGAAGAGCAGGUCCACGUGGGGCAUCCUGACGCGCGCGAUCAUCAUCGAGGACUCUAGCCCCGUGGUCAAGGGCAUGCAGGACGAGAGGAAGGCGUUCGCCGACCAGGCCCAGAACCUCCGCAGCCGCGUCGCCAGGCUGAAAGACGAGCCCAGGAAGGCCAAGGACAAGGUCGCCGAGGUGGCCAUCAACAAGGAGGCCGACGAG